AUGGACAAGCUACCGCCGUCCAUGCGCAAGCGACUUUACAGCCUUCCGCAGCAGGUGGGGGCCAAGGCGUGGAUUAUGGACGAGGAAGAGGACGCAGAGGAGGAAGGUGCUGGGGAUCUCCAGGAUCCCAGCCGCAGGAGCAUCCAGCUGCGGCCGCUGCCCUCGCCCUCGGUAGCAGAAGGCGGCCCGGAGUCUCGAGGCGCGGUCCUCGGGGCGGCGGACGGCGAGGGGCCCGCCCGUGGUACGGGCAAGUCCAGUACGAACGGAGACUGUCGGCGCCUCUGCGGGAGCCUGGCCUCGCUGGGCAGCAGGGGCGGCGGCGUAGCAGGUGGCAGCAGCAGUCACGGGCACCUGCAUGAAUCCGCGGAGGAGAGGCGGCUCAUUGCUGAGGGCGACGCGUCCCCCGGCGAGGACAGGACGCCUCUGGGCCUGGCGGGAGAGCCUGAGCGCCCCUGCUCCUCCGCGAAGCCCUCAGCCUCUCCACCGCCACUCCAGCAGUCGCUGUCGCCGCAGUCAGCCUCCAUCUCCUGCGAGCAGCCUUCCGUGGACACCGCUAUCAAAGUGGAGGGAGGCACGGCCACUGGCGACCAGAUCCUCCCCGAGGCCGAGGUGCACCUGGACCAGGCUGGCUUCAUGCAGCGCCAGUUCGGGGCCAUGCUCCAGCCGGGGGUCAACAAAUUCUCCCUGAGGAUGUUUGGCAGCCAGAAAGCAGUGGAGCGGGAGCAGGAGAGAGUUAAGUCAGCUGGGUUUUGGAUUAUCCACCCCUACAGCGACUUCAGAUUCUACUGGGACUUGACCAUGUUGCUGCUGAUGGUGGGGAACCUGAUCAUCAUCCCUGUGGGCAUCACAUUCUUCAAGGAUGAGAACACCACACCCUGGAUUGUCUUCAAUGUGGUAUCAGACACAUUCUUUCUCAUCGACUUGGUCCUCAACUUCCGCACAGGUAUUGUGGUGGAAGACAACACAGAGAUCAUCCUGGACCCACAGCGGAUUAAGAUGAAGUACCUCAAAAGCUGGUUUGUGGUGGAUUUCAUCUCUUCCAUCCCUGUAGACUACAUCUUCCUCAUUGUGGAGACACGCAUUGAUUCAGAGGUCUAUAAGACAGCCCGGGCCCUGCGCAUCGUCCGCUUUACCAAGAUCCUCAGUCUCCUGCGCCUCCUGCGUCUCUCCCGCCUCAUUAGAUACAUUCACCAGUGGGAAGAGAUCUUCCACAUGACCUACGACCUGGCCAGCGCUGUGGUGCGCAUCGUGAACCUCAUCGGCAUGAUGCUCCUGUUGUGCCACUGGGACGGCUGUCUGCAGUUCCUGGUCCCCAUGCUGCAGGACUUCCCUGACGACUGCUGGGUGUCCAUCAACAGCAUGGUGAACAGCUCCUGGGGAAAGCAGUAUUCCUAUGCGCUGUUCAAGGCCAUGAGUCACAUGCUGUGCAUCGGAUAUGGACGACAGGCGCCCAUGGGCAUGUCUGAUGUGUGGCUCACCAUGCUCAGCAUGAUUGUGGGCGCCACCUGCUACGCCAUGUUCAUUGGCCAUGCCACCGCCCUCAUCCAGUCCCUGGACUCCUCCCGACGCCAGUACCAGGAGAAGUACAAGCAGGUGGAGCAGUACAUGUCCUUCCACAAGCUCCCACCCGACACUCGGCAGCGCAUCCAUGACUACUACGAGCACCGCUACCAGGGCAAGAUGUUCGACGAGGAGAGCAUCCUGGGCGAGCUCAGCGAGCCACUUCGGGAGGAGAUCAUCAACUUUAACUGCCGGAAGUUGGUGGCCUCCAUGCCACUGUUUGCCAACGCGGAUCCCAACUUCGUGACAUCCAUGCUGACUAAACUGCGCUUUGAGGUCUUCCAGCCGGGGGACUACAUCAUCCGAGAAGGCACCAUCGGCAAGAAGAUGUACUUUAUCCAACACGGAGUGGUCAGCGUGCUCACCAAGGGCAACAAGGAGACCAAGCUGGCAGAUGGCUCCUACUUUGGAGCAGAGAUCUGCCUACUGACACGGGGCAGACGCACAGCCAGUGUGCGCGCUGACACCUACUGCCGCCUGUACUCGCUGAGUGUGGACAACUUCAAUGAGGUGCUGGAGGAGUAUCCCAUGAUGCGGCGGGCCUUCGAGACUGUGGCACUGGACCGCCUGGACCGCAUUGGCAAGAAGAACUCCAUUCUUCUCCACAAAGUCCAGCAUGACCUCAACUCAGGUGUCUUCAACUACCAGGAGAAUGAGAUCAUCCAGCAGAUUGUGCAGCAUGACCGCGAGAUGGCUCACUGUGCGCACCGCAUCCAGGCUGCCACCUCCGCCACCCCGACCACCACCCCUGUCAUCUGGACCCCGCUGAUCCAGGCACCGCUGCAGGCUGCAGCAGCCACCACUUCUGUAGCCAUAGCCCUCACCCACCACCCACGUCUGCCCACUGCCAUCUUUCGCCCUCCCCCAGGCCCCAAGCUCAGCAGCCUCGAGCCCGGGCAGACACCCAGGCAUCUGAAGCGGCUGCAGUCUUUCAUCCCUUCUGCACUGGGCUCUGCCUCACCCACCAGCAGCCUAUCCCAGUUGGUUACACCAUCUUCCUCCUCCUUUCACAUCCAACAGUUGGCUGGAUUCUCCGCACCCGCUGGACUGAGCCCUCUCCUGUCUUCAUCCAGCUCUUCUCCACCUCCCAGGGUCUGUGGCUCUUCUCCAGCUCCCACACUAUCCGCCAACACAGCUUCCACCACCAUAGCCGGAUUUGGCCUCUUCCACAAAGCACUGGGUGGCUCCCUCUCCUCAUCCGACUCACCCCUGCUCACCCCACUACUGCCAGGUGCCAACUCCCCACAGGCUAACCAGCCACUACCCUCACUACCAGGGCCCCAGGGAGGCCUGGGACUCCUGGCCCAUUUCCUGCCACCCCCACCUUCAUCCAGGUCACCAUCCUCUAGUCCAGGGCAGCUUGACCAGCCUCCUGGAGAGUUGUCUUCAGGUCUGGCUGCUGGCUCACCAAGUUUGCCAGAGACACCUCCAUGGCAGCCUGAGCAGCCAUCAAUGGCAGGGGCCUCUGGGGAGGCUUCUCAUAUAGCCUUUACCCCCCAAAGAUGUCUCAGCCCUCCUGGUCACAGCCCAGCCCCCCCAAGAACUUUUCCAAAUGCUUCACCCCAGGCCUCUGGCUCCCAUGGUUCCUUGCUCCUGCCACCUGUAACCAGGUCCCCACCACUCCAGGUUCCCCAGCGCUGGGGCACACCACCUGUCUCCCCAGGCCGUCUAACCAAGGACAUCAAGCUCAUCUCAGCCUCUCAGCCGGCCCUACCCCAGGAUGGGGCACAGACCCUCCACAGAGCCUCCCCACACUUUUCUAGGGAGUCUGUGGCUGCCUUCCCACUUUUCCCUAGAACUGGGGGCUGCAGUGGGGGCCUUGAUCCCCCUAGGAGGCCCUAUGGUGCCGCCUCAGGGCAUCAUGUAAAUCUGCCUCAGAAGACAUCCUCAGGUUCUUUGCCACCCCCUCUUUGUUUGUUUGGGGCAAGAGCCGCCUAUUCUGGGGAGUCCCCUCUGACUGCUGCUUCCCAGAGGGAACCUGGGCCCAGGGCUGAGCCAGUGCGAUCCAAACUGCCGUCCAAUCUAUGA
This is a messenger RNA of Pipistrellus nathusii (Nathusius's pipistrelle), 3588 nucleotides long. The record is from the annotation of a GenBank genome assembly. Lineage: Eukaryota; Metazoa; Chordata; Mammalia; Chiroptera; Vespertilionidae.